UUAUGUUAUCUAUGUUCUAUUGUGAAUAAAAUAUUGGCUCAUGUGAUUUGAAAGUCUUUUAGUUUUCAUUUUAUUCAAAUUUAAAAAAACGUCCCAACAUUUCCGGAAUUCGGGUUGUACAGCUGUAAUUAAUUUCUGUAAUUACAUCUAUAAUUACACUGUUGACCCACCUAAAUAACAGCAAAAGUGUUUUCCAAAACAAUAUGAACACAAUAAGUACAUUGUACUUAUUUUUUGAUGUAAGUACAUAGUAGUUAAGGACACCCCAAAGAAUUGAGUAAGGACAAAUAGAUACUACUGAUAUAUUGUGAAGCCAGAAGGAAUUGUAGCUAUAUACCAUGUUACGCUAAAGCGGUAGGCUAAUAGCGUUAAAAUGGUCGCGAAAAAGCAGUGUUGCUUGAAUGCUGUGUUAGCCGAGUUCAGUGUCGGGGGUAACGCAUUACAAGUAACGCGAGUUAUGUAAUCAGAUUACUUUUUUCAAGUAACUACUAAAGUAAUAAAUUACUUUUAAAUUUACAACAAAAUAUCUAUGUUACUUUUUCAAAUAAGUCCUGUCCCCAUGUUGAGAGAAAUCUACAUUCAUUCAUUUACUUCUUCUCCUGCAUCCUAUUCUUCUGCAGUCCAGCCCUGCGUUCCAUUCGGAAGGGCUCAUCCCUAUGCCCUAAUCCCUUCAAAGGGUUUACCCUCCGGAGUGAGAGCUUUGAAGGGAUGAAGGGUGUAGGGGUCAAAAAAACUCUUUUUUUGGGAAUGCACUUCUGCGUCAUCUUAACGAGACAAUCAAGGAGGCGCCUUCGUCACACAUUUUCUACGCUAGUUGACCCCCCCAAAAAACACGCUCUGAACGAUGAGUAAAUUGUGCAAGCUGCGCCUUUUGUUUAACGUUAGUUUAUUUAUUUAUUUAUUUAUUUUUGGUUUAUCACACCAUAUUGUAUAUUGUGUCUAUGUAUUUGAAACAUUUGAAUGGACUGAUAAAGGUCACUGUAUUUUUGUUGAAGUACAAUGUCGUUUUGACCAUAAUAAUGUACCAAAUCUAACUUGUAUAAAUAUUACAGUAGUAUAGAAAAAUACUACACAUACAUUUAUAGGUAAAAUUGACUGCACCCAUUCUGUGACGCCAAACAACUUCCCUGUGCAAAGGAUCAUGGGGGCCCGAAGUGUCCAUCAGUUGUACCCUUCGAAAUCCUUCAUUCUGAAGGGCCCUUUAAAGUGGCCAGUUUUGAGCACUUCAGUUUCGACCCUUCAAUAUGGUGGCCAUGAUUGUUUUCACUCCAAAGUAACUAAUUACUUUCCAUAAAGAGUAGCAAAGCAACACAAUUAGUUACUUUUUUAGGGAGUAACGAAAUAUUAUAAUGGAUUACUUUAAGUAACUUUCCCCAACACUGGCUGAAAGGUCAUGUAGGUCGUGAGUGUUUGAGGUCUUUUGUCUUGAUGAAUAAGAGAUAAGAGAAUGUCUUCAUUUCAAAGUUUUCAAUGUCAAAAGAUGAUGUUGUGAAGUAAUUUUCAGUUGCUUUUGCUUUGGUAUAAUAACACUUGUUGGAUUGGUUCUGGUCAGAUGAAGUCUGAACACUGAAACAUAUGCAACUAAGAUUAAAUAAACCAACUCUGCUCAUUUUUACUAUCACUUCGCUUCCUGUUUUCUGCUCUUGGCUUUAUCAGUCAAGCUCUCAGGCUGAUAGAUGACUGUUUUUGUUACCAGACAAGACUUGCUGCUGACAGGUUUUAGGUCUACCGUAUAAAAACAGAUAUCUUCUGACAGGAUCCGCCAUCUGGGGUUGGAUAUUUCUGACAUGGAGACUUGAAUCGACCUAACAAUUUUUACAAGUUAACAUAACAUUUAUACAUUUUGAAGCCUAAAUAAAGUCUUUAGAUAUAAGAAGCUAACAGCAGGCUAUAAACGAACUACAGUGCACCAUGGUCGCGGAUCAACGUCACCACCACCAAGCUUCCUCAAACUUUAUUUAAAAAACAACUUCAUUUAAAAACAUGCUCGCUGAUUAUAAUCUGCGCUAUGUGUGUGAAUACUUAUCCACUUUUUCAUGAGAAAUGCUGUCCAAAUGUCCUGUUUGUCAUGAUGACGUCUAAAGUCCCUGCCAAAGGAAGUAGUCCCUUUUAGCAAUUUGUUAGCAACCACCGUUUUUAAUACACAAUAAAGGUUUAAAAAAAUCACAAGCGGGUUAUAACUGGUGUGUUUUAUGUCAUAGAUCAAAACGUGAAAAUAUUUAGAGGUUUUGUUAACCACAGACCUUAUUUCAGGCAAAAAAAAAAAAAAAACAUAGACUUCGGGGAGAUGGAACCGGAAGUCCUAAAAAAACAAAAACACAUCAUCCCUGAGGUAUAGAUCAGUGUUUUUUUGUUUGUUUUUUGAGCACUUUUAACAUCGUUUUUAUUAUUUAGUCAUUGUAUUUUACUAUAACUUCAUUUAAAUAAUUUCAUUUAUUUAAAUAACUUUUCAUUCAUCUUGCCCCCUUUUUUGUGAACCACAUGUCCAUGAACAGGCAGCAGGUGUAGAUAUAUAAAUACGUAUUAAUUACUUUAGUGAAUGUAGUGUUGUUAGAAUUAUUUUAUUUUAUUCAUGCAUAUUGUAUUCGGACCUUUAUAGAACCACAGCCCUGGAAUAAAUUUAUUCAGAAGAAAACGUUGUCCAGGCCACUUCUACGUUGGUGGCGUUGUCACGUGGAUCAUGAUACUUUUCUCAACGCUACUCAGAAUGGACAAAUCACACAGUCGUUAUGCUAAUUGAUUAAGGAAUUAAAAAAACAAAACAAAAAAACAUUUUAUUGAAAUUCCUCCCUAAUAUUUAUAUUCGUGUGUCUGUUAUAAAGUCUUAAAUUAUAGGUUUAAAUAAUAUUUUGGUAUAUAAAUGUCUUAAUUAUGACAAAACCGACAUUCGAAUGGUAAUUGGCUUUCUGAGUUAAAGGGCGCCCCCUGGAGUAAAACGAAUUUUUUAGCGGUUGUUAUUGUGUCUUACGUGUGGAAAAUUCAUUUUUACUAAGAAAUGGCGACAAGUACUAUGGUUUCAUUGCCCACCAGGGAACAGAGAAACCUGAGGUUUGGAUUGGUGUCUUUAGACAUUUUAACUGACAUUCUGUCCAACCUCAACAAGAGAAACAAAUCCAACUUGGAGAAUGUGUCAGAUCUCUGUGGAUGUCUCAAAGAAAGGAGAAUAGUGGAGUGUGUAUUUCUUCUUUGUGAUGAGCUGGGACUGAACCCUGUGGUUGGAUAUCAGGCCAUCGAAAUACUGGAGAGGUUUACGGCCAAAUAUAUUGAAGAUCUAAUCCGCAGCCAGAAAGGUCAGCCAAUGCAAGGUGCUUCAUCUGAAGACCCAGAGAACUACGAGGAUCUCAUCUUCCAAAUACUCAAGAAGAAGCUUUUUCUCUUCAUCCUCUCAAGCAUUCAGAUAGCCAGCAAACUGGACCUGUACUCGAAUGUGGUUAACAAUGAUAUCGCGAUGAGAUUUCUGCAGGCAGUCAGUUACUCUUCCUCCAAAGAGCAACUCUUGGACUCUGAGAUUCUCAUUUUAAAAACUCUCAACUUUAAUUUGAAUGUCCCAAAUCCUGUAACGUAUGUGGAGACCCUUUUGGAAGUGCUGGGCCAUAAUGAAGCGACAGUCCCUGUGGCAGAGCUGCAUCACCUGUGUGUGCAUGUGCUGCAGUUUAUUUACCUGCAGAGGGAGACAAUCUACAACUCAUUGCUCAUAUCUGCCACCGGAUGCCCCAAUCCUUCUGAAGAGCAAAGAGCCAAGUUUGUGUCGGUGACGCAGGACUUAAUGCUUCUGGGAGUUGGAGUCAUUGCUGUGGCCGCCUUCAUUCAUCAUAUCUCAACAUGGGAGAAGGUAGUGGAGGAGCUGACAGGGAUAACAGGGAUUUCAAGCCAGAGCAUCGUGGACUUUGCGUAUGUCACCCUGAUGCACAUCACCAAGACCAAAUCCAUGUGAGAAAUAUGAAGUGUGAGGAGCAGAUUAGAGCUAGAGUACAGAUAUAUGAAGACUGGUGAUGCUGUGUACACAGCAGGGACAAUAUUACUUUCUAUUUUGAUUUCUCUCAAAUUGUUGUGUUGUGAAUGAACAAUGUAAAGAUAAAACAUUAAAAACAUUAAAAUGAAA
This is a messenger RNA of Ctenopharyngodon idella (grass carp), 4102 nucleotides long. It is a transcript of the gene cntd1, whose product is annotated as cyclin N-terminal domain containing 1. The coding region runs from base 2996 to 3934 and encodes 312 amino acids. Gene Ontology annotation, cellular component: site of double-strand break. The record is from RefSeq and is a predicted model, not a curated record. Gene Ontology annotation, biological process: reciprocal meiotic recombination. Lineage: Eukaryota; Metazoa; Chordata; Actinopteri; Cypriniformes; Xenocyprididae. The transcript has 7 exons.